Thermothielavioides terrestris NRRL 8126 is the source of this 1008-nucleotide messenger RNA. RefSeq lists its product as uncharacterized. The transcript has 2 exons. The coding region runs from base 1 to 1008 and encodes 335 amino acids. The record is from RefSeq and is a predicted model, not a curated record. NCBI's taxonomy places the organism in Eukaryota, Fungi, Ascomycota, Sordariomycetes, Sordariales, Chaetomiaceae.
AUGCGGCAUUACGGCAAAGACAAACCGCCGAAUUCAUCACUCCAGGCCAGGACACUCCGCGCAAUGUCAACGGCGCCUCGCUACAUGGUCUCCAGCACGGAGCUCCCCCCCGCCGAGCGGGCAGUCUUCCUCGAGUCUUCCUUCUUCUCGCGCAACGGACCGGGCGCCGAGCUACCGUCGCCCGCAGACGUUCGCGCGAGAAGUGCCGUCCAGAAUCCGGGAGCGCAGCAGACGACGUACCGGAUCCCGCCCGUUCGAUACGAGGAGCUUGGCCUCAUCGUCAAGUUUGGCAGCGCACCUCGGGUGACUGUGGACGAAGGCCAGUGUCUCUGGGCAUUGCGCCGUGCGCUGCCAGACGUCCUCCCCGUCCCGGAAGUGUAUGGCUGGACACACGACGGUGGCCAGGUUUUCAUUUUCAUGGAGUUGGUGCGAGGCGUCUCUCUGGAGCGACGCUGGGAAUCUCUCAGCGAGGUUGAUCGGGAGGGAGUCUGUCGGCAGCUGAGGGAGAUGAUAUCAGGACUGCGGGAACUGCGGCACGCGCCGGGCGAGUUCUUCAUCGGCACCCUUGGCCAGCAGCCGCCCACAGACAUCAUCUUCGACUGCCCACAGAACAAUCCUCCGGGAGGUCCCUUCCACUCGGUCACCGAAUUCCACGAUUGGCUGUCCCUAUUAAUCAGGCCAGGUUUUGAGCAUCACUGGCCGGGCAAGAAGCCGUCGGAGAUCCCGGACCCUUACCGCGAGAGUCUCCCCGAUGCUGCACCCGUCGUGCUCACCCACGGUGAUCUGCAUCCAAGCAACAUCAUGGUUUCGACCGAUUCCCCUUGCAAGGUGGUUGCGAUCAUCGACUGGCACCAGUCCGGGUGGUAUCCCGACUACUGGGAGUUUUGCAAGGCCGUCUUUACGGCAGAAGUCAAUGGCGAAUGGAUGAACCGGUAUAUACCCCUGUUCUUGGAUGAUUCUGGAUUUGCAGAUGUAUGGGACGUGUAUGCCGGCGCCCUGGGGUACUGA